This is a messenger RNA of Oncorhynchus kisutch (coho salmon), 1090 nucleotides long. RefSeq names its product neuropilin and tolloid-like protein 1. Gene Ontology annotation, molecular function: protein binding. The coding region runs from base 77 to 1075 and encodes 332 amino acids. The transcript has 4 exons. NCBI's taxonomy places the organism in Eukaryota, Metazoa, Chordata, Actinopteri, Salmoniformes, Salmonidae. The record is from RefSeq and is a predicted model, not a curated record.
CCUCUCUUUUCCCUCUCCCUCCACCCCUCCUCUCUCCCUCCACCCCCAGAUCUACCUGCGUUUCCUGGACUAUGAGAUGCAGAACAGUAACGAGUGUAAGCGUAACUUCGUGGCGGUGUACGACGGCAGUGCGUCCGUGGAGGACCUGAAGAACAAGUUCUGCUCUACGGUGGCCAACGACGUGAUGCUGGUGUCCACCACGGGGGUGAUCAGGAUGUGGGCCGACCAGGGCAGCAGAAGGAGCCACUUCAGGAUACUCUUCACCACCUUUCAAGAACCUCCAUGCGACCCGGGUGCCUUCUUCUGUCACAGUAACAUGUGUAUCAACAACAGCCUGGUGUGUAAUGGUAUUCAGAACUGUGUCUACCCCUGGGACGAGAACCACUGCAAAGAGAAGAGGAAAGCUAACAUCCUGGACAACCUGAACAACACCAACGGCACCAUCAUCGGCGUCACCUGCUGCAUCGUCCUCAUCCUCCUCAUCGUGUCGGUCAUCGUUCAGAUCAAACAACCCAGGAAGAAGUACAUCCUCCGGCGCGAGGACUUUGACCCCACGAUGUUCCAGGAGGUCUUCGAGCCGCAGCAUUAUGGUCUCUGCACGUUACGCAGCACCACGCAUGCCACCGACGCUUCGACGGAUCUAGCGGAUCUAGCAGAGGACUUGGAGAACUACCACGCGCUGCACCGCUCGUCCUCGCGCUGUGUCCAUGACCAUCAUUGUGGAUCCGCCUCCAACCCGGGUUCCGCCCACCUGUCCCAGCUGUCACUCAGUGGGCGGGGAAGCCGUGGGAACCUGAGCUCACGCGAGGCCGCAGCCCUCCUCACGGACCUUCCACCGCAGUCGGUACGGCCGCUGCUGCCCAGCGUUGCCACAGGGAACCGGCGCAGCAUCCUAGUGAUGAAGCACAGCUACUCGCAGGAAGCGGCCGACAAUGGGUGUGACCUCGACGACGACCUGGAAGAGGUUCCCACAACGAGCCACCGACUGUCGCGUCACGAGAAGGCAGUCCAGCGGUUCUGCCUCAUUGGCUCUUUGAGCAAACACGAAUCAGAAUACAACACGACUAGGGUCUAAGACAAUCUCAAGGUA